Molecule: messenger RNA, 306 nt
Organism: Anisakis simplex (herring worm)
Lineage: Eukaryota; Metazoa; Nematoda; Chromadorea; Rhabditida; Anisakidae
Source: the annotation of a GenBank genome assembly
AUGCCAAAACGAUCACAUGACACCGAUGAUAGUGAAGCAACAGGCCAAGAAAUAAUCCCAAAAAAGAUGUUUAAUUGCGGUGAAAUCGUCGCACAGACCAAACUUCUUCCAUUCGCGUCGAAAUAUCAGUUCAUUGAUAAACGUUAUCGAUUCAAAAAGAGAUGGAUAAACGGUUGUCAAUGCAUGGAUUUUCCACUGUCACAAAAUAUAUACGAACAACCGUGCGGUUAUGGCAGGUUGAUACCGAAACCGAAUCCUCCGGUGCCUAGCAAUGAGUUUGCGCCUGUUAAGGUUAGUCGAAUGUGA